CAGUGUGCCCAGGCUGGCAUGCUUGCCCUCCGAGAGGAGCCAGUGGCCCUGGCACCCAUAGCUAAUAAGAGUCUGAGUGAGAUUGGAGAUCUGCACUGAGUGCCCCGCUGCUCAGCGCCAUGGGUGGGCCUGGCUGGUGGCUGGCCACUGCAAGGCCUGGCUAAGCCCCAGCUGUCAGCCCUCCCUGGCAGCUAGUCCGUGCACGGCCCCAGGCAGGCUCAGCCCCCGGCUGGGAGGACUUUGUGGUCACCCUGUGCCACCCUGCCCCUGCACAGCCUGGAAUUCAGGGCCCCGCCUCUUGGUCAAGCCUUUGGUGGGUAAGGCGUCCCCUGGGUGCCAUGUCACCCUCUACUGGCCUCUCCUGAAGCCUGGGGUUUGCUGGGGUGGGGGGAGCUCAACGGCGGUCCCCAAGGCACCCUUGACAGCUCCAGUUGUGGGUGCUGGGAUGGGAGACAGUACACUCAGCUCACUCACGCUAUGCCUUCACUUGGCAGCUGGGGAAACUGAGGCAGAGAGGUUGAGUAGGAUGGGGACCUCCAGCUGGGUCCCCACUGGCAAGGGUUGUGUCCUCUGCUGUGGGACCCAGCAGGUGCAGCUGGGCUGAGGGUCCUGAACUGGGCUGGCCCUGGGCAUUGGAAUAUCCCAGCAGCCAGGCAUGUGCAGGGCACUAGGGAUGGGGAGGGCAGGGGGCAUUGAUUCAUCACAGGAGAGGCCAGGCCCUCCCAGCCUUGUUGAAGUUUCCGUUUGCUCUGACCGGUCCGAGGGCCUGGGGAGUGUCCCAACAUGUGUCUCCCUGCAGGGCCGGCUCCCGGGGCUCAGGGUCCGCUAUGCCUUCCUGAUCUGGCUGAGUGUCCUGGCGGGCAGUUGGCUGGUGUACGUGCACUACUCAUCCUAUUCCGAGCUCUGUCGCGGUCACGUCUGCCGGCUGGUCAUCUGUGAGCAGUACCACAAGGGCAUCAUCUCAGGCUCUGUCUGCCGGGACAUGUGUGACCUGCACACCGUGGAGUGGAGGACCUGCUUGUCAUCGGCCCCCGGGCAGCAGGUGUACAGCGGAUUCUGGCAGGACAAGGAGGUGAUCAUCAAGUGUACGGUCCAAGAGGCCCCGGGCACCAAGGCCCGGCGGGACACCGCCCCCCGGCCUGAGCUGGUGCUGUUCAACAAGCCAGUGCGGGGCACCUCCGUGGAGGAGUUCCGCCAGAUGACCUUCGGCUUCCUCAAGGCGACCCUGGGAGACCUGCCGUCGCUGCCGGCACUGGUGGGCCAGGUCCUGGCCAUGGCCGACUUCAACGAGGACAGCCGGGUGUCACUGGCCGAGGCCAAGUCCGUGUGGGCACUGCUGCAGCGCACGGAGUUCCUGCUGCUGCUGGCCCUGCAGGGCCAGGGCCACACGGUGCGGCUGUUGGGCCACUGUGGGGACCUGUACCUCACUGAGGGCCGCCCGCCCGGCUCGGCCCAGGCCACCUUGCUGCCCGCUGCCCUGCUCCCGCUGCUGCCCGCCGCCCUGCGCCAUGCCCUGCAGCAGUGGGUGGGCCCUGCCUGGCCCUCGCGGGCCAAGGUGGCCGUGGGCCUGCUGGAGUUCCUGGACGAGCUUUUCCAUGGCGCCUAUGGGACCUUCCACCUGUGCGAGACCACGCUGGCCUCCGUGCGCCACACGGCCAGCUACGACUUCAAGAUGGCCGACCUGCAGCAGGUGGCGCCCGAGGCCGCCGUGCGCCGCUUCCUGCAGGGCCGGCGCUGCGAGCGCAGCGAGGACUGCACCUAUGGCCAGGACUGCCGGGCGCCCUGCGACCGCCUCCUGCGCCAGUGCAAAGGCGACCUGGUCCAGCCCAACCUGGCCAAGGCCUGCGAGCUGCUGCGGGACUACCUGCUGCCCGGUGCCCCCGCCGCCCUGCGCGCUGAACUGGGCCGCCGGCUGCGCACCUGCACCACGCUGAGCGGGCCGGCAGGCCAGGUGGAGGCGCGCCACGCGCUGGUGCUCAGCCACCUCAAGACACUGCUCUGGAAGGAGAUCUCCCACACCAAGUACUCCUAGCUGGUGCGGGAGGGCCAGGCACUCCCUGGGCAGCGGUUUAGCUGGCCACUCGUGCAGCCUCUGCUACCUCCAGUGCUGGAGGUGACCUCAUGAAAACGCCCCGCCGCCCAGCAGGAGGCCUCUGCCAGGAACAGCCCCCAGUUCCAAGGAGGGAGGGGAAAGGCAAGGACCCAGCCAACCCAGCUUGUACUGGAGCCAGCAGCACAGGAGGCCCUGGCAGCCACUGUCAGUUUAUGGGGAUUCAGGAGGUGGACUCUACAGGAGGCAGACG
This is a messenger RNA of Echinops telfairi (small Madagascar hedgehog), 2303 nucleotides long. It is a transcript of the gene DIPK1B, whose product is annotated as divergent protein kinase domain 1B. The record is from RefSeq and is a predicted model, not a curated record. Lineage: Eukaryota; Metazoa; Chordata; Mammalia; Afrosoricida; Tenrecidae. The transcript is spliced from 4 exons. Bases 656 to 2032 code for a protein of 458 amino acids.